Molecule: messenger RNA, 584 nt
Organism: Physella acuta
Lineage: Eukaryota; Metazoa; Mollusca; Gastropoda; Physidae
Molecular function (GO): calcium ion binding
Source: RefSeq, a predicted model, not a curated record
AAGUUCCAUCAUGUCACUGCAGUAUGCCCUUGUCUUCCUCUUGCCCUGCCUGGCAUAUGCCCAGAUUGACCUGAAGCCCUACAACUACACGGCAACUGCCCUUUUCCUGAACUACGACGACAAUAGAAAUGGCGAGGUUUCCAGACAGGAAAUUGAUCUGGCAUUCCGAUUCUACGACACCAACAACAACGGCCGAAUCAGCAGACUAGAAUACACCAACUACAUCGACAACCACAACCCGGCAUUACACCCCCUCUCCCACGCCCUCUACGACAUCUACGACGUGGACAGCGAUGACCAGCUUGACCACCACGACUUCGACAACUUCUUCGCUUUAAUGGACAGCGACGACAACCAAAUCGUCAGCCAUUAUGAAUUCGUCAGGUACUGGACUAUCCUGCUAGAAGAAUUGGAACACCUUCACGCGCCAAACUGAUGCCGGACACUGUUUUGAUGAACUCUUGCAGAAUUUUAAGAAAAAAAACCAAACAAAGCAAAACAAAUCUGAAGAAAUUCGUCAACAUGUUUUCCUGAACAUUCUUUGUAAAUUCUUGAUUUAUUAUGAAUAAACAAAAUAACUAAAU